Molecule: messenger RNA, 681 nt
Organism: Zymoseptoria tritici IPO323
Lineage: Eukaryota; Fungi; Ascomycota; Dothideomycetes; Mycosphaerellales; Mycosphaerellaceae
Exons: 2
Source: RefSeq, a predicted model, not a curated record
UUCACAUGCUCGAAUGGCGCUUUGACAACUGCCGACUACCUCAUGUCGGACUGCAUUGGUGACAAGAUCCCGAAAGACCCAGAUGUUCUAGCAGAUUUCGGAUAUUUUCCAUGGUUCGUCGAGAACAGACCUCUCAUCUUCCCGCCUGUCCCACAAAUCCACGCAGUAACGGACAAUGACAUCUCAGAACAUUAUUACAAACCAGCAAAAUUCUUGCUGGAGCCCAGAGAUCGCCUCAAGCCUGUGAAGUCUCUAGAGCCGAGUACCAAGCGCGACUGCUUCAUAUUUGCUGCCCUUAUCAUUCAGUCGCAACAUCCGUCUCCUGAACUCCAUGGUCCGUACUACGACUUUGGCUUCUGUGCAUGUAGGAACGAGGCGGAGGAAUCGACUCUUGGAGUCUUGUAUCAGCAAUUGAUCGUUGGCGACAUCCACCAGCCACAACGAUGGUACUGGGGAGACAUGCCCACUUCCGAUGCUUACGCUGCCCGCUUCUCAGACUUCUGUCAGGCUUUUGAAAACCAGGACCUGAUCCAGUUCAUGGACAACAAUGGGAUGAAGCAGCAGAGGUCAUCAAUACGGCAUCUCGAAACAUACCUGAAUGCUCCGAAAGAGACACGACACUCUCCUGUCUGGAAGCUGUUGACUUUCCUCAAGAGCGGGGAUGCAGAGUGUCCGCCAACA